Capsicum annuum is the source of this 1086-nucleotide messenger RNA. RefSeq names its product heme-binding protein 2. Lineage: Eukaryota; Viridiplantae; Streptophyta; Magnoliopsida; Solanales; Solanaceae. The transcript is spliced from 2 exons. The record is from RefSeq and is a predicted model, not a curated record. Bases 249 to 917 code for a protein of 222 amino acids.
UGUCGUGAUUCCAAAGUAACUCUUCAUUUUAAAUUGAACCUUUUUUUCUAUUUAAAAUGUGGGGGAAAACGAAUUAAUACUGUUUAUCCUAAGUGCAAGGUGGAUACAAUCUUGUCAUAAUUUGGAGUAUUUGAGAUAAUGUUACCUACAACGUGUCAUAACCAAGACCUCACUGAUUUUUUUUCUUCUUUAAUAUACUUAAAUAUAAUAUAUACAUGUAAAAAUGAGUUCAUUUGGGUGAAUUAAAGAUGCAGUGUGUUAUGAAUAUGUUGAUGAUCAAGCUGUGUUUCUUUUUGGUCAUUGUUGCCAAAUUAUGCAAUGGGUUCUAUCCUCCAAUUUGUGAACGAAUUGAGUGUCCAAAUUAUGAGUUGAUUGAGUCUGGAAAAGACUAUGAAAUUCGUCUUUAUGAUUCUCCUAUGUGGAUGUCUACUGCACCCAUUGAUGAUAUCUCCAUGUAUUCUGCCUCUAGAACUGGUUUCUUCAGGUUAUUCGAUUACAUUCAAGGGAAGAACAGUUACAAGGAGACGAUAGAGAUGACAGCUCCAGUUCUCACUCAAGUGAAGCCAAGUGAUGGUCCAUUUUGUGCUUCCUCUUUUGUUGUGAGCUUUUAUAUACCAAAGAAGAACCAGCCAAAUCCCCCUCCAGCUAAAGGCCUUCACCUCCAAAAAUGGGGCAAAACAUAUGUCGCGGUCAGGCAAUUUGGUGGAUUUGCGACUGAUGAUAAUGUUCCAAAAGAAGCCGCUGCCCUGAGCGCCAGUAUUGCAGGCACUAAAUGGGCAGCAGCCAUUGAAAAGAGCCAAGCCAAAGAUAAUACUACGAUGUAUACGAAGGCGGCAUACAACUCCCCCUUUGAGUUCAAGAAUAGAGUUAAUGAGAUAUGGUUUACGUUUGAUUUGGACAAAUCAUCUGCCAUUUGAGAGGCUCUUGUUCAAGUACAGAGUUAAUGAGAUAUGUUUUAACUAUCUCAUUUUCUUGCUUUGUAUUUGUAAAGGAUAGUUGAGAAGUCCUAGUAGUUUUGUAUGACCAGAAUGCUACAUUGUAUAUUGCAAAUAAGAUAGGUUGUAUAAUACAAUCUAAUUCUGAGAA